AUGGAAGUUGGCAAAGGAGCCUUCUGCUACCUGCUUCUUGCCCUAGCCUGCUGGCUGAAAGGAUGCUCGGUGUCCGACACCCCCAGCAGCCCGGAUACGGUGGGCGACCAGGGAGAGCGCCGGCGAGGCUCCUUUCUGGUCAUCGGCGACUGGGGUUGGGAUGCAAAUGCUCAUGGAAAUCUCAAGAGCAAGCACUGUCAACAGCUGGUGGCCGACGUCAUGCACGAACAGAUGGAACUGCUUGGGGAUGUGAGGUUUAUCGUCAACGUGGGCGUUGCUCGGCUUUCAUCACCACAGCCUAGUGUUCAGUCGUUCAAUCUGGAGACGGCGUAG
This is a messenger RNA of Symbiodinium sp. CCMP2592, 333 nucleotides long. Lineage: Eukaryota; Dinophyceae; Suessiales; Symbiodiniaceae. The record is from the annotation of a GenBank genome assembly.